Molecule: messenger RNA, 2312 nt
Organism: Helobdella robusta
Lineage: Eukaryota; Metazoa; Annelida; Clitellata; Rhynchobdellida; Glossiphoniidae
Exons: 7
Coding region: 317-2005 (562 amino acids)
Biological process (GO): mannosyl-inositol phosphorylceramide biosynthetic process
Molecular function (GO): mannosyltransferase activity
Source: RefSeq, a predicted model, not a curated record
CAACAUUAAUAAUAAUAAACCUUGAGUGGUUUUAGUCGCAGUAGAUGAUAUCAAAAGAAGCAUUUAUAGAAGUUUCAACUUAACGUUCAUCCUCCUAUAGAACUAUAUCUAAAUAAUAUCAUCAAACAAUCAUAAUUUUAUAACAAAAAUUACCAUAGUUAUAAUAUAUAGAAUAAUUAAUUAUAGUAAACCGAUUCAUAAUAACGAUAGGCGGCAAAUACACUUAUCUAUGGUGUCAUUAUGAAAUGAAAUUUAAUACCAAAUUUAAUAAAAUUUAAAUGAAAUUUAAAUUUUAAUAAAAUUUAAUACCAAAAAUAUGGCGAAAUUGUACAAUCUCUUAUUCAAAAUCAUCUUUGUCCUGUCGGUUUUUGGUUUUGUGGGCUUAAAAAUGUUUUUCGGUAAUGUACCCGAAGACAAUUUUGGCGGGAAAUUUUAUCAUCAUGACUUCAAGCAGAAACUCGUGAACAACACGAACCUAACUUACGGUAAAAUCUUUCCAGAUAAUUACAACAACGAGGACCUUGACGAUGACGUCAUAAUCAACAACAAAGACAACAACAACAACUACAUCAACAACUACAUCAACAACUACAACAUCAACAACAACUACAAACCGGUUUUCCUUCAAAAUGGCUAUCAAAGAACUGGGAAACACAUUAAAAUACCUCACAUAAUACAUCAAAUAUGGGAUACGGAGAGCGUACCGCGAACUUUCGUCAAGUGGAUGACGUCAUGGUUACGUCACAACGACGACGAAACAAAAUGGCGGCACUGGUUUUGGACGCUGAGCGACGCCAGGGAACUCAUUAAAAAAUUUUAUCCAGACUACCUAAGCCUCUUUGAUACUUAUGAAUCGCCGAUAUUUAAAGCUGGUGACGCUAAUGAUAAUGAUAAUACAGUAGACGACGCUGACACUGAACAUGAAGCUACCACAAAAACCACUCCAGACGCUGCUCGCUAUUUCAUCGUCCAUCAUUAUGGCGGUAUGUACUUCGACCUUGACAUGCGGGCCCUGAAAUCCCUCACAAAUUGGACCUUCGAUUACGACUGCCUCGUAAGUGAAGAGCCCUACGAACAUGUCUACGUUGUCAGGGGUCAGUCAGAGGUCAACAUUCUGAAUGGUUUCAUUGGUUGUGUCAAAGGUCAUCCGUUUCUGAAGUUCACCAUUGAGUCGUUGGUUUCAGCUGCCCAAGACCACUUUGGAGAUUACCUCAAAUCCACAGGACCUACCUUCUUCACGGACGCUUAUAACAAGUGGCUUAAAACGGAAAAACCCAAAGAUCCUAAAUACGCCCAAGAUAACAAGUUAACUGUGACGAAACUCCCGCCAAAAUACUUCUUCCCCACGUACGACAAAAGCGAAAGUGAAACUCUGUCGCAGAAGUGUCUGCCCGAAAACUUCAUAAACCUUUCGAGACAGGCGCAGGCUGUCUGCCGGAAGUUGAUAUUCACAGUCUUUGAUAACGAAAUCAUUUCUCCGAACUUAGAAGACGACGACAACAAUAACAACGACAAUAAUAACAACAACAAGAACAGUAAUAACAACAAUUACAACAAUAAUAAUAAUAAUAAAGUUGUUGAUGAUGCCGAAAUUAAACGUCAUCGUCAUCACAGAAAAAGCAUCAAAAACAACAACAACAACAACAACAACAACAACAAUAAUAAUAAUAACAAUAAUAAUAAUAAUGUCGAAAAUAUCAUUUCCGAGAACGAGCGUUUAUAUAAUAAUCUAAAGAAUGAUCUAAACAACAACAACAAUAAUAAUAAUAAUAAUAACAACAAUAAUAAAAAUAAUAAAAAUAAUAUCAUUAAUAAUAAUAAUACUAAUAAAAAUAAUAAUUAUUAUAAUAAUUAUAGUUAUAAUAAGCAGAAAUACGCCUACACCGACCAUGAUUGGCUGCAUGCGUACAUGCUGACUGGGACCUGGAAGAGAAGCGACAAUGUCAACAUUUCAGAAGCCAUUCCAAACUUAACUCUCGCCAGGAAUGUGAUCAAAUCAUGGUGAUUCGUGUUCGUUUACGCACACACACACACACACACACACCACACACACACACACACACACGCAUUCACACACCACACAUACACACAUUCACACACAUACGCCACACACACGCAUUCACACACACACACGCACACAUUCACACACAUACGCACGCGCACAUACACGCACACAUUCACACACACCAUACACACACACACGCACACACAUAAACACACACGCGCACAUUUAUUGUAAUUAGUAUAUACAAACCAACGAUAAUGCAGUCGUGUUAUAAGCCUUUUUUCUAGUAAAAAUAAACCCUGGUGUA